AGUCACAAACGUAGUGUGUCGUAACUUGUUAGAUCUGAUGCCUACUAAAGAUGUCCUACUCGUUGGCCUGGGCGCAGUUGGAACGAUCUAUGCUUAUAUCCUCCAAAGCAGCAAGCUUGCGCGAGUCACUGCUGUUGCCCGAAGCAAUUAUGAUGUUGUGAAUGCAAAGGGUAUGCACAUCAGAAGCAAAAAGUUUGGCAAUCACGAGAGCUGGAAACCCUACCGUCAAGCCGCUGAUAGGCCGUAUUCCUACGUGGUUCUGACAACCAAGGCGAUUCCAGAGGUGAUAAAGACACCUCAGGUCCUAGAACCACUUCUUUCUCGUCCAUAUAGUGAAAUACACCCCCAACCUACUUAUGUCUUGCUCCAAAACGGACUCGGGGUGGAGCGAGAUUUGUAUCACAGCGUCAAGGCCCUUGAUCAAGGUGAACCAAAGAUCAUCAGCACUGUUGUAUGGAUCGGAACGAAUUUGGUCGAGAAGAAUGUAGUCAGUCAUACCGAUUUCGAUCGUGUUACCAUCGGGAUGUAUAGACAUGGAGACCACCUGACAACUACCCAUUCUCCUGAAGAAUAUGCCACCUUGACAGACUUUGGAACCAUGCUCGAAACAGGAGGCUCAGAAGUGACGAUUGCGACAGAGAUCCAGCGCAAGAAAUUCGCCAAGACAUUUUGGAACGUCGCAUUUUCCUCCUUCUCGACACUUACCGGAUCCUCUCCUACAGCGAUGUUUCGACCUCCGCCUGAAGAGGGACAAUCGUAUAGUCCUUACAUCGCACCUCAGACAGCAACAAUUAUCGAGAGAAACGCCGUUCCUGUUCUACGUGCGAUCUUACAAGAGAUGGUCACCCUUGGGCGUGCAUUGGGCUACGCGGACAAUGAAGAUGGUCUACCUUCUUCCCUUGUCGAUAGUACCAUAUCACGUACCGCAACACUACACCGCGACCCUGCCCAUACUGCUCUCCCAAGCAUGCUCCUUGACGCCCAGAAUGGGCUGCCUAUCGAGGUUGAGGUGAUAGUCGGGGAGGUGGUCAGAAUGGCGAAGGAUGUGGGGGUAGACGUGCCACGUAUUGAAACCCUGUAUGCUUUGCUGGCUAUCAUCCAAAACCAGACUCUUGGUGGAUUUAGACAGCGCAAACUCUAGGCGCAGUGACCCUUCCAUGCUACGAUGUUUUGUGCUGCAAGCGGGUCAAUGAAGCACACAAAAUUGUAAUGCGCUGCACUAUCGGUGCCC
Messenger RNA from Suillus paluster, 1231 nucleotides. RefSeq names its product ketopantoate reductase PanE/ApbA-domain-containing protein. Gene Ontology annotation, cellular component: cytoplasm. The transcript has 8 exons. Lineage: Eukaryota; Fungi; Basidiomycota; Agaricomycetes; Boletales; Suillaceae. Gene Ontology annotation, molecular function: oxidoreductase activity. The coding region runs from base 38 to 1141 and encodes 367 amino acids. The record is from RefSeq and is a predicted model, not a curated record.